GGGUGAGUGCGCACUCCGCGUGACGUCGACAACGGACCGGAGCGGCGACCUGCUCGAUGUCGCAAAGUUUUAGCGUUGUACCAGAUUUUGGGCAAAACGGAGCCAGCAGCUCUAAGGACUAAUGGGGGAAAUAGAGGGUUCCUAUCGAGUUCUGCAGACCCCAGGUACGAGGCUGGGAGCCCAGUUUAACGCCGGAAUCAGCACCCUGGAGGCCGGCCAAAGUCUCAGCGGGAACAUGGUCAGUGGGAGCAAGAGCCCCGGUCGAGGCCUGCAGGUCCGUGUGAAGGGCCUGGACGAUUCCCAGGAAUUCUUUGACAUCGAUCCAAAAGCCUUUGGACAGACUCUCCUCACGAAGGUUUUCCUCAGAGGCAACCUCAUGGAAAGCGAUUACUUUGGCCUGGAGUUUCAGAACAUGCAGAUGAUGUGGGUUUGGCUGGAACCCACCAAGCCCAUAGCUAAACAAGUCCGAAAGCCGGCAAACACGCUGUUCCGACUGUCCGUGAAGUUCUUCCCCCCCGACCCCGGCCAGCUCCAGGAAGAGUACACCCGGUACUUGUUCUCUCUGCAGAUGAAAAGAGAUCUGAUGGAGGGCAGGCUGAUCUGCUCCGAAAAUACAGGAGCGCUGCUCGCUUCUCAUCUGGUUCAAUCGGAGAUCGGCGACUAUGAUGAUGUCGCCGACAGGGACUUCCUGAAGGCAAACAGCCUGCUGCCGUACCAAGACAAAGUGCAAGAGAUAAUCAUGGAGCUGCACCGCAGGCAUCUGGGGCAAACUCCUGCAGAGUCUGACUUUCAGAUCCUGGAAAUUGCUCGUAAACUGGAAAUGUAUGGCGUUCGCUUUCACCCAGCAGCUGACCGGGAGGGCACCAAGAUCAACCUGGCUGUGGCUCACAUGGGUCUUCAGGUGUUCCAGGGACACACGAAAAUAAAUACCUUCAACUGGUCCAAGAUUCGCAAGCUGAGCUUCAAGAGAAAACGCUUUCUAAUCAAACUCCAUCCAGAAGUCCAUGGCCCGCACCAAGACAUUCUUGAAUUUUUGAUGGCCAGUCGAGAUCAGUGCAAAGUCUUUUGGAAGAUCUGUGUGGAAUACCACUCCUUUUUCCGCUUGUUUGAUCAGCCGCAGCCCAAGUCCAAAGCAAUCCUUUUUACCAGAGGGUCUUCCUUCCGAUACAGUGGAAGGACCCAGAAGCAGCUUGUGGACUACGUCAGGGAAAACGGACCGAAGAGAACCCCCUACCAGAGGAGGAACAGUAAAAUAGGAAUGUCAACUCGCUCCUAUACAACCGAUGUGCCAAAACAGCACUUGUCUUUCAAUGACAGCCUCAGGGGUGCCGGCUCCCCCCUCUCCGCCGCCGCCGCGCCCUUCCAUCCAGCCCACACGUCCAGCGUCCUGCCUCGAGCUGAACUCCAACACAAGCCCCAGCCUUUGUCGCCACCGAGCCAAACAGCCGCGCCUCCUCCGCAGACGCGGCUUCACUCCCCUCUGCAAGCUCCUAGAGCCCCCAGCCCUCCAAAGGAAGACCCUGUCAAGGCCGCUUCCCCUCCGCACUACUCUUUUCAAGAUACAGUAGUGGAAAGUCCUCAGCUCUCCCCCCUCACCUCCAAGGAGCCUCUCUGCAUGUCGCCCUCCUUCCAGAUGUCGACCCUCAGCCUGCCCAGCCAAGCGCCGUCGCCCCUGCAAAGCCCCUUACUGAGCGAGGUGGGCAGCAAUGCCAGGCUAGAGGAGGAGGAGGAGGGCAGGAGGAAGCGAUAUCCCACCGACAAGGCCUACUUCAUUGCCAAAGAGAUUCUGACCACAGAAAGGACGUACCUGAAGGACCUGGAGGUCAUCACGGUGUGGUUCCGCAGCGCUGUGAUCAAAGAGAACGCAAUGCCAGAAGGCCUGAUGACCCUCCUCUUCUCCAACAUUGACCCCAUCUACGAGUUCCACAGAGGCUUCCUGAAGGAGCUGGACCAGAGGCUGGCUCUCUGGGAGGGACGUUCCAAUGCUCAUGUCAAAGGAGAUUACCAGAGGAUUGGUGAUGUGAUGCUGAAGAACAUGUGUGCUCUGAAGGAGUUCACCAGCUUCCUCCAGAAGCACGACGAGGUCUUAACAGAACUGGAGAAGGCCUCCAAGAGGCUGAAAAAGCUGGAGAUGGUCUACAAAGAGUUUGAGCUGCAGAAGGUGUGCUACCUGCCCCUCAACACCUUCCUGCUGAAGCCCAUCCAGCGCCUCAUGCACUACAAGCUCAUCCUGGAGAGACUGUGCAAGCAUUACUCCCCCGCACACCGGGACUUCGACGACUGCAAAAAGGCCUUGAAGGAGGUGGCAGAGAUCGCCACUCAGCUUCAGAGCAGUCUGAUCCGCCUGGAGAACUUCCAGAAGCUCACGGAGCUGCAGAGAGACCUGAUUGGGAUUGAGAACCUGACGGCACCGGGCCGCGAGUUCAUCAGGGAGGGAUGCCUGUACAAGCUCACCAAGAAGGGUCUGCAGCAGAGAAUGUUUUUCCUGUUCUCGGACAUGCUCCUCUACACAAGCAAAGGCGUGACAGCAACCAACCAGUUCAAAGUGCACGGACAGCUGCCCCUCCAGGGCAUGAUCGUGGAGGAAAGUGAAAACGAGUGGUCGGUUCCACACUGUUUCACCAUCUACUCUGCUCAGAGGACCAUCGUCGUAGCUGCAAGCUCCAAGGUGGAAAUGGGGAAGUGGAUCGAGGACCUGAACAUGGCUAUCGACCUGGCUAAGAAGUCUCAGGAGAAAUCCAGCUUCUUCCUGGACGCCGGCUUUGGCGAUCGUUCCAAUCGAUCAUCAGAUGAGGUCUCUCUGGAGCAGGAGUCGGAGGAUGACAUGAGCUCCUCUCACACUUCUCUGGACAAGCAGACUCACCACCGUGCCAACACAACCAUGCAUGUGUGCUGGCACCGCAACACCAGUGUGUCAAUGUCCGACCACAGCCUGGCUGUGGAGAACCAGCUGUCGGGGUAUCUACUGAGGAAAUUCAAGAACAGCAACGGCUGGCAGAAGCUCUGGGUGGUCUUUACCAACUUCUGCCUCUUCUUCUACAAGACUCACCAGGACGAUUUUCCGCUGGCCAGCCUCCCGCUGCUGGGCUACACGGUCAGCACCCCCGAGGAGUCUGACGGCAUUCACAAGGAGUACGUCUUCAAGCUGCAGUUCAAGUCGCACGUUUACUUCUUUAGAGCGGAGAGCGAGUACACCUUUGAGAGAUGGAUGGAGGUGAUCAAGAGCGCAGCCAGCACCACGGGCCGCAUGAGCCUCCUCAUUCCCAAAGGCGGAGCCGUGGAGGUCAACGGAAACUGAAGGCAGCACAUCUGGGGGCUGGGCCUCCGGAGCGGGACGCCGCAGAAGCAACGGCGUUCCUCAGAUUGGUUUUAAUGGUUUGUUCAGUAGAGGUAACGAUAAUAACCGCUGUUCCAGGAUAGGAAAUUAAACCAACGGGACUUGUGGACAGAAUUCAGAGUUGUUUCUCAACUUUGCAUGUGUAGCGCUGGGUUUCCAUCCGUCUGUCAGUCUCGGACGGACGGAGAUCCAGUUUUUUGGACCAACUACAAACUCAAGUUCAAAGUUUAAAGGACUUUUUUUUUUUUUGACUGAAGUUGAGCUGGAAGCAGAGAGGAACACAGAAGUUAAAGCACGUGCAACAUGAAGGUGCAGCUACGUUGUUUAUUUGGGGCAUGAUGGGAGACGUGCGUUUGGGGAGGUGCAGACAGGAAGCAGUGAAGCGUUGAGCCACGUUGGAUGAGCUGGAAGCUGGAGCGUUCUAGAGAGUUCUUUCUAAAGGUCCGAGGUGGAGCAGCCGGGGUUUCCCAGGCUCUGCAGCAGGGGCUUCCUCUGCUGCUUCACGACUCUCAUGACGUUACGCUGUUUUUUUUUGGAUUACAGGAGAUUACACCUUUGUUACACAAUGAUGUCGGAUUAAAACAACGGCUAAACCCAAACUUGUCUGGAAGAAACUCAAUGCAGCUGAAGUGUUGUAGGUGUUUCCUCCACAUUUUCUAUGAAGACUGGAAUAUUUACCCCCUUAGUGUGUUCUUUUUGUGUUGAUGCCAGCCGUGUGAUGAAGUGAUGUGGACAUCUCCAGUCAUCCGUGUGAAAGUCUGCUGCACACUUAACAUCCAUCCUAUUUAUUGUAUAGAUCAGGUGCUCCCUCAAUGUAGACUUCAUGUUAUUCCACUCAAAACCUAACGAAUAAACGGAGUUUGAAUCAUG
Molecule: messenger RNA, 4207 nt
Organism: Oryzias latipes (Japanese medaka)
Lineage: Eukaryota; Metazoa; Chordata; Actinopteri; Beloniformes; Adrianichthyidae
Gene: farp2
Product: FERM, RhoGEF and pleckstrin domain protein 2
Cellular component (GO): cytoskeleton
Molecular function (GO): cytoskeletal protein binding; guanyl-nucleotide exchange factor activity
Source: RefSeq, a predicted model, not a curated record